AAAAAAAGGAAAAGAAAUAGAGUUUAUUUUUGAAAAGCUUAAGUUUACGUAAAGAAGUCAGCUAUUUAUAAAACUCAGUGCCAAAAUAUCGAUAUUUGAGGAUGCGAGGUCAGGUAGCCGAUGAAAGGAAAAUGGAAAUGGACUCGUCCAAGAUGACAGGACGGUUUGUUGACAAAGUGAAUUUAUAAUGAAUUCGUCAGUCUAGUUCUGAAAAAGAUUGGUGGUUUUUUUUUCAAAAGUAUGAUAUUUCAUAGUCCGCGUGAUAUUCAUAUUGAGAAAAAAACGAGAUUUCUUCUGAUCUGAAGGGUAGAAAUCUUAUUCUAGUCUAAAGGUGCUCCGAUUCGUGAUUAAGGAAUGUAAAUAGAAAUCAUAUGAUCUGUCAAGGACUAUUAAAUACCUAAUUAUAAGUUCGUCUGCAAGUCGAUUGUUAUCAAAUUCUGAAAAAUCUUGUGUUAUCUUUGCCGUUUCAACAUGGAACAAAAGGUCAACUAAUUUAUUGUUGACCUUGUUUAUCGAAUGAUGUCGGAAAUGGCAGCAGGCAUCAAUUGUGGCGGUUUUGUGUUUUACAACGAUUUUGACUCUGCAAACUUGGCGAGAGUUGAGGAAGUUGGUGUCAUCGAAAGGACUAGUUAUGAAUCGCGUGAAACGGACGUUAAGUCCUGCAAAAAUGGCGUCAGCGACGAAACCCUCGACUAUGAAUUUAAUUUAUGGACGAAACAUGAUUGCCAUGAUACAGAGUACGAAAAUGGCAACAGAACAUGGUUUUACUUUGGAGUCAAAGCCGGAGCACCAGAAGCUUAUGUCAAACUCAAUGUGAUUAAUCUUAAUAAACAAAUGAAAAUGUUUAGUCAAGGAAUGUGCCCGGUUUAUAAAAUUAUACCAGGACAUCCGCAAUGGGACAGGAUCCGUGAUAAGCCGAUCUACGCAGUAAUUUUUGUGAGUGCACGUGUCCAUCCUGGUGAAACGCCAUCUAGUUUUGUUCUGAAUGGUUUUCUGAGUCUUUUACUCAAUCGAGACGACCCGAUAGCUGUUAAUCUGCGCCGGCUUUAUGUGUUCAAAUUGAUUCCAAUGCUGAACCCGGAUGGAGUGGCCAAAGGACAUUAUCGGAUGGACACCAGGGGUGUCAAUCUUAACAGGGUGUAUUUAAAUCCUUCAGAAAAAGACCAUCCGACGAUAUUCGCUGCAAGAACUUUAAUUUGGUAUUAUCACAAUUCCUACAAUCUGCCGGAAGAGACUGAUUUUAAAACAGAACUAUCAAAUGAAAAUGUGGACGAGAAUAGGGAGAACAUCAGCAUAAUUACGAAUUCUGGAACUGUAACUAAGGCGGUUCGAGACACAACGAAUCGUCUCCUCGAACAGGUAACUCUGAUGUCCCUGGACGAAAAAAGUAAAAGUGAUUUAACCAAUGACAAAUGCUACAAAGAAACGACAAAAGAAAAUGUUUUGCGUGACGAUGGUCAAGAAGCUUUGGAAGAAAAGCAAAGACCGCAAACUGCAGAUGGUAAAAAAAAUUAUUCAGUUCUUGGAGUGGGCAAAACGCCUAGGGAUCAAGAUGAUUCGGGAAUAUUUCUCUAUGUUGAUAUGCAUGGUCACGCAUCAAAAAAAGGCAUUUUUAUGUAUGGGAAUUAUUUUGAUGAUUCAGAGGAUUCGAUGACUUGUAUGCUGCUGCCAAAAUUGAUGUCCAUCAAUAAUCCUAAUUUUCACUUUACCUCGUGCAAUUUUGCGGAAAGGAAUAUGUAUUUGAUUAAUCUGUACAAUAUUAUCACAGUCGAGCCUCUCAAUAGGGCGCCUCUCGGGGCUGUAGGGGAAAUUUUUCUCGGAAGCACGCUGCCCCCUCCAAUGUCCUCCGCACCUCAAGAUUUUUACAUGCUCUGCCUCUCAAUAAGGCGCUUUUCGCUACAUAUAAUAUAUGUGGUUGGAGCGGCACUGGGACCCUCGAUUUUAGAUCUAACAAACAACAAUCCCAACAGUCGACUACCAAACAGCCAAUUUCGUUCUCUGAGAGGUGUAAAGUCCCAUUUAAAGUUAUUGUAUGCCAACAAUUGUACCGCACCAUUGAAAAAGCCGCUCCACAAGGAUAACAGUGGAUUAGGUGGAGCAAGUAUAAGAGAAUGUUCACAAGAGAAUAUUCCAGCAAGAAAAGCAGAAAAAUUUGAAAUAAAAUCCAAUUCUGCUUCGCUGGAGAUUGCAACUGGUUCACAAUCAGCAAAAAGCGAAACUAGUAUCGUAAAAAAGCCAUGUAUGGUUAGAAGAACAACCUCUUUGUAUACAGCGAUUAAAAAAAUCAAGAGCAACAAAAAACCGAGACAAAUUAUGAAUCGCAAACAACCAAAAUCUCAGAUUUCAUGCAGUCAAAAACCUGCUGUUCAAAGUAGUUCUUUGCUUUCUAAAAUUCAAUAUAAGACUCAAUUGAGAGUUAAAAAGAAAUUUUCAAAGACUGCUGAGUUUCGUCCUACGGUGGAAGCCAAUUGUUUGGAAGAAAAAUGUACUGCAGUUAAAACAAAGAGACGAAAGCCAAUUAUUAAAAAUACGACUUCAAGUAUGAUUCAAAAACAAAAUGUGAGUGUGGAAAUAACAGCGGUUGUGAAACAAGGUACGAAAAGAUUGAAAGUCGUCUCUCCAAAGUUGAUAAGAACUCGUCCUGAAAUUGGAGAAUCGCCAAAUGCGAAUAUUUCGGAUAAAAAGACUAAAGCAUUGUCAAAAACGCUUUAUUUGUGCAGUAAACAAAAAGCGAAAGGGGCUUUCACAAAAAAUAGAAAACAAUGCCUCAAAGUAGAGCAGACGAAGUCCAAAAAGUCUUCCAAAUUGAAAGUUAAAAUUAGGAAUAAGACUGAAGCUAAUGAGUCGUCUAGUACUCAAAUUUCCAGCGAUACUACCAAUUGACUUUGCAGGGUUUUAAUUUUAAUAGUUAUUUCUGUCGUCGAACAAAUUAUUUAGCAUUGUAGAAAAUGUUUAGCUUUAAAGCAACGGCUUAUAAAAUAAAGUAGGAAAAGGAUUGACUCGAAAUUUGUUAGCUAUGUUAUGAAAAUAUUUAUUGAAAAGAAACAAAAAAUAUUGAAAUUGGUUAUUGCAGACUGCUGUAGAAGAUAUAAUAAUUUAAUAUUGUUUUGAUAAUAUUUUUUAUUGAUGGGGUCAAUAUUCAGUUAUGUAAUAAUAUAUUUGAAGCUAUUUGAGGGAAGUUUUUCAGGUUCGUAUUAAAAGAAAUUCUUUACUGUAAAAUUAUUUGUUUUAAGUUUGUA
Messenger RNA from Belonocnema kinseyi, 3239 nucleotides. RefSeq names its product cytosolic carboxypeptidase-like protein 5. Gene Ontology annotation, biological process: proteolysis. The coding region runs from base 517 to 2883 and encodes 788 amino acids. Lineage: Eukaryota; Metazoa; Arthropoda; Insecta; Hymenoptera; Cynipidae. The record is from RefSeq and is a predicted model, not a curated record. Gene Ontology annotation, molecular function: zinc ion binding; metallocarboxypeptidase activity. The transcript has 10 exons.